GCUGAAUGUGCUCCGUUCUCGGUCGGGACUGGUUGUAAUUGGGUUUAAUUGAGUCGGACGGUUCCUGCCAUUCAUCGGUGGCUCGGCCCCUCCACUCCGCCUGAGCGAUGUGUCACGGACGCGCUGCGGCUCCUCUACCGCCGCCUCUGCCCCCUUCCUCCUGGGGCAAGCUGCUGCAGCGGAUCGCCGAUCUGACCGGCAGCUCCCCGGCCCACCAUCCGCCGGGCCGGCUCGAACACAAAGCGGAGCCCAACCUGGACACUGACAGCGAUUACGGGAGUUUGGAAUCGGACCGCGACUCUGUCACCGACGACCCGUUCGAGGAGUUCCUGUGCGCCGACGUGAUGCAGCUGAUCGAGCAGAGCCUGAGCGAGGCCAAGCGCGGUGCCCUUCGCUGUUUCAAGCUCCUCAUCCCGGAGGAGCUGAGCGGCCAGGUGGCGGAGGAGCUGCUGCGGUUGGCGGCCAGCGAGCCUUGUGGCCUGCGGGGCGCCGUGCUGCACCUCAGCGUGGAGGACGGCAAGGUUUGCAAGGACGUGGACCGGAUAGUGGUGGACAGCAGCCUGGCUCCCACCUUUGAGCUUGCCCUGGUGCUGAGACUAGAAGCUGGUAUCUGGUCCAAGAUCCAAGACCUCUUGACUUCGGGUCCCUCCUUCACUCCCGGGUACAGCCAAGCGCUCAGACUCAGUCCCAGGUUCCGAAUUAUUAAGAGAAAGCUAUACAGUUCCAACGAGGUCUUGGUUGAAGAAUGUUGAGCCGGUGGACACUGACUAGAUCAACUGCUGGGGGAGAAAGUCUCCUCUUGGGGCUCCGCUCUGACCCCAGGGACGAUUAACUCGCUCACUGAGCAAGUUUAAACCUGCACACCAGUGCUCUUGGGUGGGAGUUUGCAUGCAGUUGCCUUUUCCCAGACCCAGAUGUGUGCCGUGUUAACCAGUGUGGAGCAAGUUCUGAAAUGGAUGGGACCUGUUUUGACGACAGCUGCAGUUUAAAAACAAAAAGGUGCUAACUUGUGUAUACAUGUAAAUACCCCUUAAGAGGGGGCAGUGGGUCUGCAGGGCAGCCUACUUUUGGACUGGCAUUGAUAUGCAUACAAUACAUUCUUUUGAUACUUUGGUGCUAUUCUAUAGUUUGUACUAUGUGAAUAAAAGAACAAACUUGGAA
This is a messenger RNA of Pristis pectinata (smalltooth sawfish), 1161 nucleotides long. RefSeq names its product DNA-damage-inducible transcript 4 (gene ddit4). The transcript is spliced from 2 exons. Lineage: Eukaryota; Metazoa; Chordata; Chondrichthyes; Rhinopristiformes; Pristidae. The coding region runs from base 108 to 752 and encodes 214 amino acids. Gene Ontology annotation, molecular function: 14-3-3 protein binding. The record is from RefSeq and is a predicted model, not a curated record. Gene Ontology annotation, cellular component: cytoplasm. Gene Ontology annotation, biological process: negative regulation of TOR signaling; response to hypoxia; apoptotic process.